AUGACUAGUAUCAACUUGACAGCAGCUGGCUCAGCGACCGAUGCAAUUGACCUAGAGUCUCUUCCUCGCCUUUCGCACCGCGGUGAGGAAGAAGGCAGAGAGCCAGUCGAUAGCAAUGCUUCAUCAGAGGAGACUAUUGCUCCGCCAAAAUGGAAUCAUCCUCCUAUCAACAAAUACCGUACUGCCGCAACAUUUUGGUCAUUUCUUGUUGUUGGAAUGAACGACGGAUCUUAUGGUCUCGAGGAGUAUUACCACAAGAAUCAUACCCUUGUGUCUCUAGUGUUCCUAACGCCCUUUGUUGGUUAUGCUAUCGCCUCUGCUAUCAACAGCCUAAUGCAUGUGCAUUUUGGUCAAAGAGGUGUAGCGUUGCUUGCACCCAUGUGCCAUAUUGUACCAUAUCUUAUCUUCUCCUUCCAUCCUCCUUACCCCGUCAUGAUUUCCAUGUAUGUCCUUGUAGGCAUAGGCAAUGGAUUAGCUGAUGCUGCGUGGUGUUCUUUCAUAGGACAGAUGGUGAACUCGCACGAGAUGUCGGGUAUCCUACAGGCAUGCUACGCCCUAGGGGCCACUAUUGCUCCUCUUGUUGCCACUGGCCUCUCUGGAGAAGGUAUGCCAGGCUGGUAUGCAUUCUUCUAUGUCAUGACUGCUGCGUCACUGGUAGAGCUCAUCGCCUUGACAAUCACAUUUUGGACACAGACUGGAGCCGUCUACUUGUCUGAAGCGCCCUCAGCGUCUGGUGCAAAAUCGGGACGUAUGCGCCAGGUCUUGAAGAACAAACUAUCAUGGAUAUUCGCUUUCUUCGUCUUUGGAUAUUGUGGAGCCGAAGGUAAGCUCAACCGCCUAUCUCGUUGUAAAGUUACCAAUAAUCCUUCUCAAGUUGCUCUUGGCGGCUGGGUGGUCGUCUUCAUGCAAAAGAGGCGUAACGCUUCCGCUAUCGUUGGCAGUUCCGUGGCCACCGGCUUUUGGGGUGGUAUGACAGUCGGGCGGCUCUUUUUAUCCUUGAUAACAGUCCGAUUGGGAGAAUUCUGGGCCAUGUUCCUAUACAUAGGAGUCACUAUUGCUUUGGAGCUGGUCUUUUGGCUGGUGCCAAACCUGAUCGUUAAUGCAGUGGCAGCGGCACUCAUCGGUGUUGCAAUGGGUCCAAUGUACCCAGUUGCAGUUGUUCUCAUCACUAAGAUCAUGCCUCGUUCUUUGCAUGUUGGGACUAUUGGAUUCGCUGCUUCCUUUGGUGGCUCUGGUGGUGCAAUUCUGCCCUUUGCCGUUGGAGCCAUUGCGCAGGCAAGAGGGGUACAAACACUGCAACCCAUUGUCCUCGCUAUUUGCGUUGUGCUUGGCUGUUUGUGGCUACUACUUCCCCGCAGGCCAAUGGUAAAAGAUAACACGGAUGUCAAUGAGAACUCUGUGUAG
Molecule: messenger RNA, 1404 nt
Organism: Fusarium musae
Lineage: Eukaryota; Fungi; Ascomycota; Sordariomycetes; Hypocreales; Nectriaceae
Exons: 4
Coding region: 1-1404 (467 amino acids)
Biological process (GO): transmembrane transport
Cellular component (GO): membrane
Molecular function (GO): transmembrane transporter activity
Source: RefSeq, a predicted model, not a curated record